Molecule: messenger RNA, 7876 nt
Organism: Vombatus ursinus (common wombat)
Lineage: Eukaryota; Metazoa; Chordata; Mammalia; Diprotodontia; Vombatidae
Gene: GTF3C4
Product: general transcription factor IIIC subunit 4
Exons: 5
Coding region: 16-2514 (832 amino acids)
Biological process (GO): transcription initiation at RNA polymerase III promoter
Cellular component (GO): transcription factor TFIIIC complex
Molecular function (GO): protein binding; histone acetyltransferase activity
Source: RefSeq, a predicted model, not a curated record
ACCGCUCCUGGGAAGAUGUCGGGGUCCGACCAGCCCCGGGUGAUGUCCGUGGCGGAUGAGGCUGAGCCGCAGGAGGAGGAGGAGGAGGAAGAGGAGGAAGAGGAAGGAGAAGGGAAGAAGAGGGAGAAGGAGCCGGCUGUGGCUGCGGCUCCCGGGGCAGCCGGGGCGGCGGGGCCCAGCGCCGGCUUCGGGCUCGUGGCGGCGCGGCGGGAGCCGGCCGUGAAGCUGCAGCACCCCGUCAGCGGCCUGGAGCCGCUGUCCUGGUCGGAGGACCACCGGGUGUCGGUCUCCACUGCCCGCAGCAUCGCGGUGCUGGAGCUCAUCUGCGACGUGCACAGCCCGGGCCAGGACCUGGUCAUCCACCGCACCUCGGUGCCCGCCCCGGCCAACAGCUGCCUGCUCAAGGUUGGUUCAAAAAAGGAGGUUGCUGAAUGUAAGGAGAAAUUUGCCACCUCUAAGGACCCUACAGUCAGUCAGAGCUUCAUGCUAGAUAGGGUAUUCAAUCCUGAAGGAAAAUCUUUGCCACCAAUGAGAGGAUUCAAGUACACCAGCUGGUCCCCAAUGGGCUGUGAUGCUAAUGGGAGAUGCCUGUUGUCAGCACUGACCAUGGACAAUCGAUUGACUAUCCAGGCUAACCUCAACAGACUGCAGUGGGUACAGCUGGUUGAUCUAACCGAGAUCUAUGGAGAGCGACUUUAUGAGACUAGCUACAAGCUCACCAGAAAUGAAGCCCCAGAAGGAGAUCUUGGGGACUUUGCCGAGUUUCAGAGGAGACACAGCAUGCAGACGCCAGUACGGAUGGAGUGGUCAGGCAUUUGCACCACCCAGCAGGUCAAACAUAAUAAUGAAUGCCGUGAUGUCGGUAGUGUUCUUCUCGCAGUCCUUUUCGAAAAUGGAAACAUUGCAGUGUGGCAAUUUCAGCUCCCAUUUAUUGGCAAGGAAUCCAUCUCUUCAUGCAACACCAUUGAAUCAGGGAUUACCUCUCCCAGUGUUUUGUUUUGGUGGGAGUAUGAACACAACAAUCGAAAGAUGAGCGGGCUCAUUGUGGGGAGUGCUUUUGGGCCUGUUAAAAUUCUCCCUGUUAACCUCAAAGCAGUUAAAGGCUACUUCACAUUAAGGCAACCUGUUAUUCUAUGGAAAGAAAUGGACCAGUUGCCAGUGCACAGCAUUAAAUGUAUUCCUCUUUAUCAUCCUUAUCAGAAAUGUAGUUGUAGCUUAGUGGUGGCUGCUAGGGGAUCCUAUGUGUUUUGGUGUCUUCUUCUGAUAUCCAAAGCAGGUCUGAAUGUUCAUAAUUCCCAUGUCACAGGACUUCAUACACUACCAAUUGUUUCUAUGACUGCAGACAAACAAAAUGGCACAGUGUACACAUGCUCAAGUGAUGGAAAGGUUAGGCAGCUGAUUCCCAUUUUCACAGAUGUUGCAUUAAAGUUUGAGCACCAACUGAUUAAACUAUCAGAAGUAUUUGGCUCAGUGAGGACUCAUGGGAUAGCAGUAAGCCCCUGUGGUGCAUACUUGGCAGUCAUCACAACUGAGGGCAUGGUCAAUGGUCUCCACCCUGUUAAUAAAAACUACCAGGUUCAGUUUGUAACUCUCAAAACAUUUGAAGAGGCAGCAGCUCAACUCUUAGAGUCUUCAGUUCAAAACCUCUUUAAGCAGGUAGACUUAUUAGACCUGGUACGCUGGAAAAUUUUGAAAGAUAAACAUAUCCCUCAGUUUUUACAGGAAGCCUUGGACAAAAAGAUUGAAGGUUCUGGGUCUACUUACUUUUGGCGUUUUAAACUUUUCCUCUUGCGGAUUUUAUAUCAGUCAAUGCAGAAAACCCCUUCAGAGGUCUUAUGGAAACCCACUCAUGAGGACAACAAAAUCUUAAUAACUGACUCUCUUGGGCUGGGCCAUGCUGAGGAGGAACAACAGGAAGAAGGAACUUCUUUCAAACAAAUAAACAAGCCAGGUGGUCACGAGAGAAACAAAGAAAGAGAUGCUGAAGAUCUAACGGACAGCUCACCAAUCCAGUCUGGCGAUGCAGGUCGUGAGCCAAUGGAAGAAAAGCUCCUGGAAAUCCAAGGAAGAAUUGAAGCCGUUGAAAUGCACUUAACUAGGGAGCACAUGAAGAGGGUGUUGGGGGAAGUAUACCUACACACUUGGAUCACGGAGAACACUAGCAUCCCCACUAGAGGACUCUGUGACUUUUUAAUGUCUGAUGAAGGCUACGAUGACAGAACAGCUCGGGUACUCAUUGGGCACAUAUCAAAGAAGAUGAACAAACAAACUUUCCCUGAACACUGCAGUUUGUGUAAAGAAAUUUUGCCAUUCACAGAUCGUAAGCAGGCAGUUUGCUCCAAUGGGCACAUUUGGCUUCGGUGCUUUUUAACCUACCAGUCCUGCCAGAGUUUGAUAUACAGAAGGUGUUUGCUUCAUGACAGCAUUGCACGACAUCCAACUCCAGAAGAUCCUGACUGGAUAAAGAGGUUAUUGCAAGGCCCUUGCCCAUUCUGCGACUCCCCUGUUUUCUAAAUGACAGUCAUGGAAAGAUGGAGAAGACAGUUGUUUUGCUAUAAAAAACUUCCUUUGCCUGGAAGGAAAAAAAAGCACAGGAGUAAACUUUGCCUAUAUAAGAGGAGAGAUGCUGUCCUUAUUCCUAUAAAUAGGACAUUGGAGACUCCUAUCUUAGAGGCUCAGUUCCCUCUUGUCUUGAGAGGCGGAAGUGCAUCUUUUUUUAUAUAUCUGGAUAAUGAGGAUUUGCUGAAGUAUUUUUGAGAUGACUGCAAGCUCUUCUUACCUAAUGGACACUCUUAUUUGGCAUGUGUCUUUUGAUGGAAAACAGCCUGGACAAUAACCAUCUCCUAACAUUACUGGAAACCAGAUGACUUCUUCUGACCAGCGAAGUCAAACUGUCCUUUUCUUCUUUGACUGGAGUAGUCUCCUAGAUUGGGAGAGAGCAUCCAUCUUCUGAUGGCUGACUUUUCACAAGUCCUAGCACCCAGCAUACCGUCAAAUCUUGAAGUUUCCUAAACUGUGUACAGUUUUGUUUUUUCUUAGCAAGUGGCCUGCAUGCCUGCUGUAGCCAUUCAGAGGAAUCAAAUUAGCAUUUUAGUUUUUCUUUUCUCUCAAAAUGAACAAACAUCAUCCUUUGCCUUUUGUGGUUAAUACUGUGUUGGGACCAAAAGACUAAAAUUGGUUUUGCUGUGCCAAAUGAGUAUCAGUUGGGUGGAGCUGUUAUUGAUUAAUACUCAUAUAUAUAUAUAUAUAUAUAUAUAUACAUAACAUUUUAAUUAGCUAUUCCUUCCAUAUAAUCUGAUCACAUUAGCCAACUCUUAAAAAUAUAUCAGGAUUCCAAGUAUUCAGGAUUCCUUCUUUCAUCCCUCUUUGAUUUUGAAGUAAAAUUAUUUAAUUGGUUAUAUUCUAGGCUCUUUGUUUUCUUUUGAAAGAAGGGAAAGAAAACCACUAUUGUAUUAACUUUAUUUUUAGUAGUUUUAAUUGUAUGCAUUUCUAAGCAAACUUUUAGCAUCCAAGGAAGGGGUGUAAUAAAGAUGAUCAUAGAAUAUUCCUGAAAAAGGCAAGAAAGGGGAAUCCUUGUCUAAGUUGCACUGAUGCCAAAAUAUGCUCAGUCUAAUUGAACAGAGCCAAGUAACUUGUAUCAGAUGCAAAAUUUCUAUAUCCUUCUAACAUAAACCAGGGUAAUAAAAUAAUACUUGCCCUUGUUAAAACUAGAAAUAGGCAUUCUGGAAUUGUAAUAGGCUUGGAUAUGUGAACUGAAUCAUAGGCUCUGGACUUAGUCCAUAGUUCAGUUAUGUUGAAGUGGCUCGUACUUGUGUGGAAAGAUGGGUGGAAACAGUAAACAUUUCUUUCUUCAGUCAGAUGCUGUUGGCAAUAUUGUUACCUGUUUCCAUCGUAAAUCCCACUUUUUCUUCCUCCAGUUUGAUCCAUGGUAGAUUGUCUAAUUUUGGUAAUUAGAUUUAGUUCUACAAUAUUGUUUUUAGCUAUAAAGCUCUACAGACUAACAUUCUAUAUCUAUCUUGGCUAAUUUGUGUCAGAGAACAGAGCACUUGAGGCAUCCAAGGCAAUAUCUCCAGAGGCAAAAAGAUCCCCAUGACAUCCUUCUGCCCAGCAAACUAGAUUUUAAUUCCUGGCCUUGAUCUCUUACUCACUGAACUCUUCUCCUUGUCCAUGUCACUUUGAGAGCAGUGCUAAGAAUAAUGCUUUUUAUCAAGGCUUCAGGAUCCCAAACAGUGUGGUGAUUUACAGGAGAGAGCACUGGGUAGCAGCAAAGUUCUUAAAAAAUACAAAUUUUGAGAAAAUAGUAGUGUGGCUGAAGUGCCUACAGUAUUUUUUUUUUCACUUGGCCACUGUAAGAAUCAUGUCAAUGAAGGAAUUAAGACAGACCAUGGCCAGAAAUCCCUCAAGUGUUGUUUGUUUGGGGCAAACUGGUUUAUUAGUAAAUGGCCAGUUCUUAUCAUAUUAAUAAGUGCCAUUUAAAUUUUGACAUUUAAUUUUUAUUUAAAAUGUUUCUUAUUGUCAUAGUAUUUAAUGAACCAUGUGUUCUUGAGUACAAGAAACCAAUUGAAGGAGAGUCCCAAGUUUCUUUGUGUGUCUUUUUAGGAAGCCAUUUUCCAGGUUGGAGAUACCUCAAACAAACUGACUGAUAUAUGGGACUAGAUCAUAGCAUUAAUUCUCCUUCAAUGGAGCCUUAUCUAAUGAGAAUCUUGCUUCCUCCGGGAAGCCUGUCCCAAGGGAAUGUUGAAUUGUGGGGAGGAAAGAGAAAGGUUUGAGUUAAUAGUCCACCCUCACUUAGCAUCAUAAUGAUCCCAUGCUACUAAAUAUGUUGUCUUCUGAGGGUCAGCUCACCCCCACGGUAUCACUGAGGGACAAACUGGCAUUGCUGCCACAUCUUUGGGGUUGCUUUCAAAUUCUCAAAUCAGUGAAACCUUUGAAAAUGAGUGUCUAAGUGAACCCAAAUAUUGGCCUGGAAUAUUGAUCACAUGUGUCAAAUUGUUUACAGAGAAUGUGAGAAGUUUACAGAAUCUUAGUUCAUAAAACAAACCUGUUCUAUCUGACUCAAAUAUGACUAUAAUAACUGUAUUUCAGCACUGAAGAAGGUACUGGAGGUGAUAACUGCCGCAUUGCAUUUAAAGUGCACUAGCAAAGAUGACACGAAACUAGACCUUUCAGUUGAAACACUGUUGCAUUUUGGGAGUCUGAUAUCCACGUAUGUAUCACAUUUUCUCUGCCUGGGGUUAAUUUGUCCCUAUUAUCCUAGAUAAGUAAUUGAUAGCUUGUUAUGCUUGGUAUUCAUUCUGAAAUCCUCAUGUGUCCACCACUCAGACUUAAAGCAAGCUCUCCCUAGUACUAUAUCUGCCAAAAUUACCAAUUAUUUUUCAUUGUCAGAAGUUAUUAGAACCAUUGACGAUGCUAGUGUUUGAAUGUGACAUUUUCUUCCUCUCCCCCUAAGUAGUUUAUCAGAAUGUUAAUGUUGUAGCAUGUAGGUUGGAUAUAUUAGCAAACUUAACAGGUUGAUUAGGUUAAAACAAUGUAAAGGCAUAAUGAUUAAAUAUUAAAUUGUAUUCUAUUCUAACUAUAAUAGCCUCAGAUAAGACUAUAGGGAGAGUGACACUUACUAGUGCUUGUUAAGAGACCUAAACUGAAAUGAUGGAUUUGUAGAACAUCUGCUCAGAUUGUAGCAGUUAUUCUAUCUGUUGAAUUGACGAUUAAUUCCUUCCCGGAUGAACUAGUGGUAUUGAUUGCUUUGCAAAAGGGCCAUGUCCAUCUUGCCUGCUGCUGAUUCCCCCUGCCUUUUUCUCCUUUCUUCCAAAGAAGAAUUGCUUAAUUUUUAAGUUUUGCGGUCAAUGUAACACAAAUUCAUAAAGCUAGCUAAACAAUUUUUAAGGUUUUUUUUUAAUAUAGCAAAAGGAAAAUUUCAAAAACCAAAUCACAUAAUAAAAAUUCUCCCCUCUUUUAAAAACUAUAAUUCAAUAGCAAUAUUUCUUUGGGGGGAGGAAUUCAUUAUUAAUAACUUAAAUAUUCUUUAUUUUUCUUCAAAACAUUGUUUGAUAUGUUACCCUUCCCUGGAGUAUUUCUAUUUUAACGGGGGAACAAUCCCUUCACUAAAAAGAAUGAAAUUUCAAGCUAAUUGCAGGCAUCAGGGCCAGACCAGAGUGGGAGCUCUCCCUGGUUUGGAUACAAAUCAUAUCCUAUAGGUAGCUGCCUAUGCACCAGGAUAAGCAGCUCCUUUAAUACACUAUCCCUUCAAAGAGUGAUUAUGGGUUUAGGUUGAGCCUCUCCUUCCAUAACAAAGGAGAAGAAGCUAAAGAGAGAGUAAAAACGUAAAUAUGCUGCUGUUUAUUAUAAAUCCCUAAAUGAAGAUUUUGUGCAGGAGUAGAUAACCAAGAUGAGAUUCCUUCAGUUGGGCUAGAUGGGCAGUGACACCUGGGGGCAGAGUUGUAAAGAAUUAAGCUGCCUUUGUUAGAAUGAAAGGGCACACAUGAAGAAGAAUAGAGGAUUCUAGAGGAUUCAUUGGAAGUGUGGAGCAUAGGCAAAAAGUUGGUCAGAAUAGCGGAAGACAGGAUAAACAAAAUUGGGGUGAUGAAUCAAAAGAACAGGAGCCUUGAAGGAGCCCAUAUCUAAGGCCAGAAAGAAUAUAGGACAGGACGCCCUAGGAAAGGUAGUGGGACACCAGCUGAUUUGGCAAAGAAGAUGUUUCCCAAAGUUAGCUCACUUUCAGCUAGAAGCCAAGUAUUGGGGUUAGAUUGGGCUCUGAAACAAGUGAGGACAGAGGUGCAAAGGAAAGAGCCUUAGGCUUGGGAGCAGGGAUCUGCCUUUGUCCUUUGUGCCCAUGUGACCUCAGGCAGGUCAUUUCACCUCUCUGGGCCUCAGUUUCUUCGUCUAUAAAAUGAAGGGAUUGGAUUAGAUAACUUCUAAAGUCCCUUCAUAUGAAGCCCUUAAAAGCAGUCUCCUUGUCAGAGUAUUUGAUAAAUUGUGUAACUGUGUCUUACGUCCAAGUAGGAAAUACUGGUUUUUUCUUGUCCAUGACUUCAUGGCAGUGAACAAUUUCUAAAAAGUUUUAAAGGGAUAUUUUCCAUGUCAACAGCCUUAACUUGGCUCACAUCCUGAAACUAACCUUGUAGUGUCCCUCCUGCCUCCAAAAAAAGUCUCUUCCAUCCCUCUCCCCCAUGAAGCCUAGAUUAUACAGAUAAUAAUUAAAAUGACUUUUUACAACUCACCUGCUUUGAAUUUUUUAAAGGCACUGGCGCCUGUAAGUCAUUGCAUGACUUCCUUAAAUCAGUAUGUAUUUAUUUUAGUGCCCUGCUUUCCUUGGUACUGGUCAGCCUUGGUGACUAGCUCAAGAAUCUAAUCAUAUCUCCUAAGAGAUUACUAGAUUAAUAAUUAGAUAUAUAAUAGCUGCUAAAUGAUCUAACAGAAAUUAAUUGAAUUCAUUCACUAUUAGAUAAUAGUCUCAAAUUUAGAAUAACAGUGUAGUUCAAAUUUUCAUGGAGGCAAAAUUGGCCUGUCAUGAAACUAAACAGCAUUUUUUAGGUUAGUGUGAAUUGCUUCAAGGCUAAUGAUAUUACAUUUUCCAUCCACUUCCCCCCUCCCCCAAUAAUUUGUGAAUUGUGAAUGUCCUUAAAAAGUAUGUAAAGCUAUACUUUAGGGUAGAGUUUAGAGUUCUGCAUAUGUUAAGAGUGAGAUGUAGAACUAAAGUGUCUCUAUUCUGAGGAAGACUAAAGAUUCUUAGGAGUAUUAUUAGCUCUUUUAUAGGGAACAGAUACAAAGUCAACGCUUUAGGCCCAUUAUGUCCCUCUGACAGCCAUUUUUAUCUUUUCUUAAAUAAUAUCUUUUCUGUUCUUUAUAUAGUGCUUCUAGGUUUGCAAAGCACUUUAAA